This is a messenger RNA of Phragmites australis (common reed), 1864 nucleotides long. RefSeq lists its product as uncharacterized. Gene Ontology annotation, cellular component: mitochondrion. Gene Ontology annotation, biological process: mRNA pseudouridine synthesis; tRNA modification. NCBI's taxonomy places the organism in Eukaryota, Viridiplantae, Streptophyta, Magnoliopsida, Poales, Poaceae. The coding region runs from base 1 to 1458 and encodes 485 amino acids. Gene Ontology annotation, molecular function: pseudouridine synthase activity; RNA binding. The transcript has 9 exons. The record is from RefSeq and is a predicted model, not a curated record.
AUGGCGGCGGCGCUGCUGCUCUCCUCCUCGCCGUCUCCACUGCUCCGCCUCCCCCGCCGCUUCCUCUCACUCACCGCUACCCCCUACCCACUCUACUACGACCUCAUCGUCCACCGCCCCGCCGACCCCAAGCCCCCCAAAUCCUCCUCCGACGCCGGCGCCGACCGCCAGCCGCCCCCCGACGAGCAGCCGCUCGACCGCUCCAAGAGGCGCUACCUCCGCAAGCGCCGCAGCCGCCUCCUCCCCGACCCGGACGCCGCCUCCGGCACCAAGCCGUCCUCCGCCUCCUCGGAGUUUGUGGAGCUCCGGCCGGAGGUGGUGGACUUCCCGCGGCUGCACGCGCGCGAGGAGGCCCUCUACUUCCACGACACCUUCGCCAUGCCCUGGGAGAAGGACAAGCACUACCGCAUGCUCUACCGCCUCGAGAAAAAGUACUUCCCCCACCAGUCCCUCGACAACGCCUUCGUCCCCGCCGACGCCGGGCCGCCCUCCGACGCCGACAGGGGCCUCGUCUUCUUCGACGACGAGAAGAAGGAGGACGACGAGGUGAAGGGGGAGUCCAAGCGGGAGGACGGCAACAACAACAAAGGGGAGGUGCUGGAGAGGAAGGUGGAGGACUUCUUCAGGUCUCUGAAGAAGGGCCCCGGCGAAGCCGAGGCGAAGGCAAAGAGGCCGGUGGCGGUGGGAGCGGAGCCGCGGCAGGCGAAGCGCGAGGUGCAGAGGGAGGAGGAGCGGCCGCAGCCGUAUCUCGUGAGCAGGACGACGGAGCUGCCGCCGAGGUGGGACGGGCCGGCCGGGACCGUCGUGCUCAUUGACAAGCCCAAAGGAUGGACUUCAUUUACUGUUUGUGGAAAGUUGCGGCGGUUAGUGAAAGUGAAAAAGGUUGGACAUGCUGGCACUCUGGACCCUAUGGCAACUGGAUUAUUGAUUGUCUGUGUAGGAAAAGCAACCAAAAUAGUUGAUAGCUACCAAGGAAUGGUUAAAGGCUAUAGCGGUGUUUUCCGACUUGGAGAAGCUACAUCAACCUGGGAUGCAGAUUCAUCAGUUAUCCAGAGGGAACCAUGGGAACACAUCAAAGAUGAAGAUAUUAGAAAGGCAGCAGCAUCAUUUAAGGGUGAGAUAUGGCAAGUUCCUCCGAUGUUUUCUGCCAUUAAGGUUGGUGGUGAAAAGAUGUACGACAAAGCAAGGAGAGGUGAAACAAUAGAGCUUUCACCAAGACGUAUAUCAAUAUACAAGUUUGAUAUUGAGCGCAGUUUGGAAGACAGACAAAAUUUGAUAUUUCGAGUUACUUGCUCAAAAGGAACAUACAUUCGGUCCCUCUGUGCAGACUUGGGGAAAGCACUUGGAAGCUGUGCUCAUUUAACUGCCUUGCGGAGAGACUCAAUAGGUGAAUAUUCAGUCAAUGAUGCUUGGAGGUUCAAUGAACUGGAAGAACAAAUAAACAAGGGAUAUUUGUGAAUAUCAACCAUGCCAUCUUGAAGAUUGUAGUCAAGAACCACCAUUUCGUUGAUGUGUUUGGGGCUUUUCGAAACUGCCGAUUGUGAUCCGACCGCGAUGUUUGCAUUUCUUUAGGUAAGAUCGCCAAGACGCAUACAUACGUCUGGUUCUGAUUUGGUAUCCAUGGAGGAAAGUUCAAGACCAGGAUUAACUGGAGUAUAUAUUCCAGUACCUGCAGUGCAAGAGUUAUUUUAAUUUGUGCAAUGGACUCUAAACAAAGCAGACGAUUGGAUGGGUCAAUCCCCAGGCUGGAGUUGUAUAUCGGUGCUACUUGCAUAGAUGACGCUAGAUGCAAAUUCAAACGUAAUUUUCAUUUAGAGCAAGUGGUUUGAGUUCUAAACGCAAUAUAUAUACUACCUUUCUGAUA